This is a messenger RNA of Trichoplusia ni (cabbage looper), 3183 nucleotides long. It is a transcript of the gene Rop, whose product is annotated as protein ROP. The coding region runs from base 73 to 1824 and encodes 583 amino acids. Gene Ontology annotation, biological process: intracellular protein transport; vesicle-mediated transport; neurotransmitter secretion. Gene Ontology annotation, molecular function: syntaxin binding. The record is from RefSeq and is a predicted model, not a curated record. Gene Ontology annotation, cellular component: secretory granule; plasma membrane. The transcript is spliced from 15 exons. Lineage: Eukaryota; Metazoa; Arthropoda; Insecta; Lepidoptera; Noctuidae.
UUCCCUGACAAAUCGUUGUGUGCUUCCCACUCUAGUUACUCCUCCUCUUUUGUCUUUAGUUUGCGAUUCAAGAUGGCUCUAAAAGCACUUGUCGGGCAAAAGAUUAUGAAUGAGGUGAUCCGGUAUCGCUCAAAAGGGAAGGAUAAAAUAGAAUGGCGGGUGUUGGUGGUAGACCAGCUGUCCAUGCGGAUGGUGUCUGCUUGCUGCAAAAUGCACGACAUCUCUGCAGAGGGCAUCACUUUGGUGGAGGACAUACAUAAGAAGAGAGAACCACUAUGUACCAUGGAUGGUAUCUACCUCAUCACUCCAUCGGAGAAGUCUGUACAUGCCCUCAUCAAUGACUUCUCUGUCGGCAACCGCAUUAUGUACAGGGCUGCACAUGUGUUCUUCACGGAAGCUUGUCCAGAUGUACUAUUUGACGAAUUAUCACGUAGUCGCGUAGCUAAACACAUCCAAACAUUAAAGGAAAUCAACAUUGCUUUUAUUCCAUAUGAACAGCAGGUAUUCUCCCUGGAUUCGCCCGAGACGUUCCAGUGCAUGUACAACCCUGCACUAGCCCAGACUCGUAACGCCAAUAUGGAGCGUAUCGCGGAACAGAUCGCCACACUGUGCGCCACUCUCGGCGAAUAUCCGUCAGUGCGAUACCGCAGUGACUGGGAACGCAACGUCGAACUUGCUCAGCUCAUCCAACAAAAACUGGAUGCCUACAAGGCUGAUGAGCCGACCAUGGGCGAGGGCCCCGAGAAGGCUCGCUCCCAGCUGCUGGUGCUCGACCGUGGCUUCGACUGCGUGUCGCCGUUACUGCACGAACUGACUUUGCAAGCCAUGGCCUACGAUCUACUGCCGAUUGAAAACGACGUUUAUAAGUACGACUCGUCAGGCAACAUGAAGGAAGUACUGCUGGAUGAGAAUGAUGAACUGUGGGUCGAGCUCCGACAUCAGCAUAUUGCUGUUGUAUCCACAUCAGUCACUAAGAACCUGAAGAAGUUCACCGAGUCCAAGCGUAUGGGUGGCGGUGACAAGCAGUCCAUGCGAGAUCUCUCCCAGAUGAUCAAGAAGAUGCCUCAGUACCAGAAGGAGCUGUCGAAGUACGCGACGCACUUGCGUCUCGCUGAGGACUGCAUGAAGUCUUACCAAGGCUAUGUUGACAAGCUCUGCAAAGUGGAACAGGACUUGGCUAUGGGCACUGACGCUGAGGGAGAAAAGAUUAAAGAUCACAUGAGGAGCAUUGUACCUGUACUUCUUGAUCAGGCGGUCAUCAACUUCAACAAAAUGCGUAUCAUCGCACUGUACAUAAUGUCCAAGAACGGAAUAUCGGAGGAGAACCUGAACAAGCUGGUGACACACGCUCAGCUCGAGCCGUCUGAUAAGCAGACAUUGCUGAACCUCGCCAACUUGGGCCUCAAUGUGGUGGUUGAUGGUAACAGGAAGAAACAAUAUCAAGUACCAAGGAAAGAAAGGAUCACUGAGCAAACUUACCAAAUGUCUCGAUGGACGCCCGUGAUCAAGGACAUCAUGGAAGAUGCUAUUGAGGACAAACUUGACCAACGUCACUUCCCGUUCUUGGCUGGACGCGCCCAGACCUCGGGAUACCAGGCACCAACUAGCGUGCGCUACGGUCACUGGCACAAGGACAAGGCACAGCAAACCAUCAAGAACGUACCGCGCCUGAUUGUGUUCGUUGUUGGAGGCGUUUGCUUCUCGGAAAUCCGCUGCGCGUACGAGGUCACAGCCGCGCUCAAGAACUGGGAGGUUAUCAUCGGAUCUUCCCACAUACUGACUCCUGAUAACUUCCUCUCGGACCUCAGCUCUCUCACUGCCUAAACAGCUACCUGAGCCUACACCUGUCUCCAUCCAGCAUGGAUUACAAAACGUCAAUGUAACCUACAAAUAGGUUUGAGUUCACAAAUGAAUUAAUUAGCAGAUGCUUUGGCCCAUCUCUAUUGAAAUUUAUUUAAAAUGUAUGAAAUGUUAGCGUAGUGUUGCCGUACUUGGACUAUUUAAUGUGAUAUCAGCAUAUUAUAAUUAUGCAGUUUUAAUAAUGGCUUAACUUAAUUUAAUAUUAUUACAAGUUACAAGUUUGAAACCUCUGUCUUUGUCAGACGAGACUUUUCGAAAACAAAUUGUGUGUAUUAUAAUAACUAGUAUUUUAAAUUUAAUCUAAGAUCAAAGAGAGUGCAAAAGUGCAUUGUAAUUUAAUUAUGUUCAAUCUUUUUACGUUUGUUAUAUAUCAAUGAUCAAAAUAUUUAUAUUGUUGACAUUAUUUAAAAUAAAGUAAAUUCAUUAUUAUUUAUUAGUUUGUAGGAUUUGCAAUUUUCUGUAUUAUUUUUAUUGUUGAUUGAAAUGUUAAACAUUACAUAGGUUUGCGAACUAUUUAUAUAGACUGAUACAGACAACACGCUGUUCUUAAAUAAAAGUACAUUAAAUAAUGUUACAAUUUCAUGGAAACGUAGGCAUAGUUAGAAAACUAAAUUGUCUGCGAUUUAUGUAAGAUACAAUGUCUUUCAUCGUGUGUGUUGCUAGUUAUAAAAUUUCCGCUACCGAAAUUCAUUACGCAGUUGUUUUAAUGCCAAAUGCUAGAAUCUUAACGAGUAUUUAUCGUAGAAAUAAUGUGUUAAUCAGGAUGUUCUUGUAACUUGCACCUCUAAUUGACCCCAUUCUAUGCACAUGUCGCUUUGUCGGCACAUAUCAGGUAGUUCACGACUUGCUAGGAAUCUAAAGUCAUCUUAUAUAUUAUAUCUAACUGUUGAUAUUAUGCGUGUUAAAUUGUGUCUAAUAUUAACCGUUGUGUUUACAUUCCAACUAUCUGUAUGUAGCUAUAGUCAGUUGUUAGAUACUUGAAAAAUUGUUUUAGAAUUUAAACUCUUUGAACUAUUUCUGAAAACUUAUUAAAGUACGUUGAACGUAUUCGUGAUUUACAAUGUAUUUAUAUAAUAACGUGUAGUGAUGAUGGUCUAGAUUGUAAUCAUAAGGGAUUUACUAUGGCAUGUCAUGAAACUAAUGUAAUUCCAAUAUUAUAAAAAAGGAAUACCAUCUGUUUUAAUAAAAAUCUCCAUCAAUUGUGUGUCAAUGACGGAUUGUGCAAUUAUGUAGGAAAGUUUGUAUUCAUAGCCAUUCUAAACAUUAACCUUAAAUAUCAGUAUUUGAUUGUUAAAAUUUCAUUAAAUUAUUUAAUCAUCAAUA